CCUCCCAAAAUAACCUCCAUACCACAGCCUAAUAUGUCCAGCAGCAACUGUGUUACCCUCCAGCCCCCCACCCUGCUCCAAGCUCUCAGCCUGUGCUGAGAAGGCAUCAUAUAUCCAGGCAGGACAAUACAGUCGAUUUACUGCUGCCUCAUUGUAGCCUGGUGACAGCUGGUCAGUGGUAAGCUUUGGGGACUCGAGGAUCAGACGAGGCCUCUCUCUGUCCAUCGGAGCCUAGUCAGCCAGUCUUUCUGUGUCUGUCCAUCGGAGCCUGGUCAGCCAGUCUUUCUGUGUCUUUCUGCCGGCGUCUGGUCAGCCAGUCUUUCUGUGUCUUUCUGCCGGCGUCUCCUCACCAUGCAGCCUUCAACCAUGGACGUCAGCACCACCAAGCUCAUCCAGCCCACUACGGACCUCACCAUCACCCAGUUGAACCAGGAGUGUCUCCUCCACCUCCUCUCCUACCUGGAUAAAGACAGUCGAAGGUGUUUCUCCCUGACCUGCCAUCGCCUCAGAGAGGUCUACCUGGACCCCAGGCUGUGGUCACUGCUCUUGUUCCGCUCCCCCUCUGAGCUGAGGAGAGAGAACUAUGUGUUAGGACCGUCGCUGCGCUAUCUGGCGGUCACGUGGCACAGCACCAGGGUCAAGGUCUGUAACAUAGAGGACUGGAUGAAGAAUCAGUUCCAGAAGGAUCUCUGUAGCAAACAUGAGAGUCUGGUCAGCAGCUUCCUAGAACGUGUCUGUACCAUGUGUCCUAACCUGCUGUCCCUGACCCUGUCUGGCUGCGGGCAUAUCUCCGACCAGGAAGUGAUCCGUGUUCUGCAGAGCUGCAGUCGACUCCGCUCCCUCCGUCUGGAGAACUGCGUCCGGGUCACAGAUCUAACCCUGCGGGCCCUGGUGCUCCACGGGGCCGGGCUCCACCAGGUCACAGUGGACUUCUGCCGUAACGUUACCCAGGCAGGGCUGGAGACGGUCAGGGAAAGACGGCCGGACAUUAGGCUGACCGCUGAGAGGAGCGCAGGGAUGAUACCUGAUAGUAAACCGGACAAGAGGACGCAGCUACCACUCAGACGGAGUCUUAUGCAGAGGGUCCUAAUGUUCUCCUGAUGACACUACGCCUGUGUCUCUAUGGGCCCUGGUUAAAAUGAGUGCACUACAUAGGGAAUAGGGAGCUAUUUACGACUAGUGUUCCAUUUGGGAGACAACCUACUGCUGCAGAAGGUCCUGCUGUUAUCAUGAUGAGAGGCUAUGGCUGGGUCCCAAGUGGCCCCCUAUUCCCUUUGUAGUGCACUACUUUAGACCAGAACCCAAUAUGGACUGCAGAAGGUUCAGCUGUUAUCCUGAUGACCAGAACCCAAUAUGGACUGCAGAAGGUUCAGCUGUUAUCCUGAUG
Molecule: messenger RNA, 1387 nt
Organism: Salvelinus fontinalis (brook trout)
Lineage: Eukaryota; Metazoa; Chordata; Actinopteri; Salmoniformes; Salmonidae
Gene: fbxl22
Product: F-box and leucine-rich repeat protein 22
Exons: 2
Coding region: 352-1101 (249 amino acids)
Biological process (GO): SCF-dependent proteasomal ubiquitin-dependent protein catabolic process
Cellular component (GO): SCF ubiquitin ligase complex
Source: RefSeq, a predicted model, not a curated record